GAGGGACUUAGCCUUGCCGAGCUCGGCCAGCAUGUGGAAGGAGAGCUCUCAUGGCUACAAUAACUUAGGGAGCUCCUACCUGGGUGACGCUUGGGUAGGAAGGCUUCUGUUUGUUUUGUUCUGUUUCCGAGGGUCCCGUGUGCUUCUCUUGCUUGUAUCAACGUGACUCUUGGUGGUUUUUGCACACCCUGCUCUGUGGGGGAGUGCCCCAACGUGCCUGUCUUAUGUGGCCUCUAUGGACACACUGCCCAGCUGGCAGAGAACAGGGAAGUUUUCUCCCAGCACCCAAAAAGAGAAAGAGGAAACUACUUUUUCCUUCUGGGCUCCUUGCAGCACAAUAGAUCAGGAUAAGCUUCCACAUUCCCUGCCUGGAUUUUCUGGAUUGGUUUCCAGGAAGAAGUUAAAUCUUCAUCUUUAAAUGGAUGAGCAUGUCACAAUCAGGAAGAAACAUCUCCAAAGACCCAUCUUUAGACUAAGAUGCUUAGUGAAGCAGCUGGAGAAAGGUGACGUCAACGUGGUCGAUUUGAAGAAGAAUAUUGAAUAUGCAGCGUCGGUGCUGGAAGCGGUUUACAUCGAUGAAACGAGGAGACUGCUGGACACUGAAGAUGAGCUCAGUGACAUCCAGACCGACUCGGUGCCAUCGGAAGUCCGGGACUGGUUGGCUUCUACCUUUACUCGGAAAAUGGGGAUGAUGAAAAAGAAACCCGAGGAAAAACCAAAAUUUCGAAGCAUUGUGCAUGCCGUGCAAGCUGGAAUUUUUGUGGAAAGGAUGUACAGGAAAAGCUACCACAUGGUCGGUUUGGCAUAUCCCGCAGCUGUCAUAGUGACACUAAAGGAUGUUGAUAAAUGGUCUUUUGAUGUAUUUGCCCUGAAUGAAGCAAGUGGAGAGCAUAGCCUGAAGUUUAUGAUUUAUGAACUGUUUACCAGAUAUGAUCUUAUCAACCGCUUCAAGAUUCCUGUUUCUUGCCUAAUUGCCUUUGCAGAAGCUUUAGAACUUGGUUACAGCAAGUACAAAAAUCCGUAUCAUAAUUUGAUUCAUGCAGCUGACGUCACUCAAACUGUGCAUUACAUAAUGCUUCAUACAGGUAUCAUGCACUGGCUCACAGAACUGGAAAUUUUAGCAAUGGUCUUUGCUGCUGCCAUUCAUGAUUACGAGCACACGGGGACCACAAACAAUUUUCAUAUUCAGACAAGGUCGGACGUUGCCAUUCUGUACAAUGAUCGCUCUGUGCUUGAGAACCACCAUGUGAGUGCAGCUUAUCGACUUAUGCAAGAAGAGGAAAUGAAUAUUUUGAUAAAUUUAUCUAAAGAUGACUGGAGGGAUCUUCGGAACUUAGUGAUCGAAAUGGUAUUAUCUACAGACAUGUCAGGUCAUUUCCAGCAAAUUAAAAACAUAAGAAGCAGUUUGCAGCAACCCGAAGGGAUUGAUAGAGCCAAAACGAUGUCCCUGAUUCUCCAUGCAGCCGACAUCAGCCACCCGGCCAAAACCUGGAAGCUGCACUACAGGUGGACCAUGGCCCUGAUGGAGGAGUUUUUCCUACAGGGAGACAAAGAAGCUGAAUUGGGUCUUCCAUUUUCUCCACUUUGUGAUCGAAAGUCAACGAUGGUUGCCCAGUCACAAAUAGGUUUCAUUGAUUUCAUAGUAGAGCCAACGUUUUCUCUUCUGACAGACUCAACAGAGAAAAUUGUUAUUCCUCUUAUAGAGGAAGCCUCAAAAUCUGAAUCUUCUAACUAUGGGGCAAGCAGCACAUCCACCAUCGUGGGGUUCCACGUUGCUGAUUCCCUGAGGAGAUCAAAUAUGAAAGGUUCCAUGAGUGAUGGGAGCUAUUCCCCAGACUACUCCUUGUCAGCUGUGGACCUGAAGAGCUUCAAAAACAACCUGGUGGACAUCAUUCAGCAGAACAAAGAGAGGUGGAAAGAGUUAGCAACACAAGGUGAACUUGAUCUUCAUAAGAACUCAGAAGACCUAGGAAAUGCUGAAGAGAAGCAUGCUGACACACAUCCAUAGGUCUGAACAACCUUUAAGAGUUCUGUCAUUUUAAACAUGAGAGGAUAAUGAAAGCCGCAUGAGAAACAUCCCAAAUCCUCAGCUUUCUAAAAAAUUAUAUUCUCUUUCAAGAGACAGUUGGUGCAGGCCAUUUUAGUGGACUCCUAUGUAAGGAAUAAAAACACAAAAUUUAAGCUGAUAACUGAGUAAAGAAGUACUUUCAAGUUGUGAUUAGAGUUUUUGCCCAGUGUUUCUGCCACUGUUUUUCCUCCAUAAUUCAAUCCCCUUCAAUCAAACCAGAGAAUAUUUGUAAGACAAAACUUGGGCAGUUUCAAAUUUAAAUCAUUUUUAACAAUGAUAUUUGUGCAGAAGAUGAAAGAUUUUGCGACGUAUCACUUGCACUGUGUAACACAUAGUGCUACUACUACAAAAUUUUCAAGGUCUUAAGUAAAGGAAGCAAAAACAAAAUCAUGGAAAACAGUAGUGUUUUUGCAAUGCAAGGGAACAGGCUAGUUAUACUGUCCUCAUUUAAAAUGUAGGGAAAUGGAGCAAGAAUUGUGGCUGCUCAGUUGGUGAAGGCCAAGGCACCCAUGGAGCAUCAGAGCUGCAGCUCAGUGACUGAAUGAACACCUCACUGCAUCUCCAGCUGGGAAGCCACAGAACAACCUUCCUCUGAAACCAGCAGACCAGCCCUCAACCAUGGUUAAAGGCACUAAUGCAUCACCUAUGCACAUGUGGUCACAGUGCAGGUCAUACCUUACUGACAGUCCACGGUAACAAGCAGCACCAGCCAUUGCAGGAGACAGCCACUGAAAAGGAGAAUGGAAUUUGCCUUCUGGGGUUUUGAUCCCACCAAGGACAUAACAAGUAUAUUACAGGCCAAGGGAUAGGAGAUUAAAAAAAAAAAAAAAAAAGUGUGUGUGUGUGUGUGUGUGUGUGUGUGUGUGUGUAUUCAAGCUCAAAAAAUAUAUGUGGAAAUGGAAGCCCACACUUUUCUGUGUAGCCAACAUUAUUUCAUGUGAAUUUUAAUUUUACUCAACAGAAAACUACAGCCCUCAGCUGUCCUGCUUCCUCGUCAUGUUUUGCCUGAGCAUGUGUGAAGCCUUUCCUUUGCCCUAAGCUGAAGAUCUGCCUUUAUUUGUUAUUAACUGGCAAGAAAGGUCAAGCACAAUUAGGUGUUUUCAUUGUACAUGCAUUUCAGUGAUUGGAAGAUUGAUGAAAGGUGGAAAUUGGAUGGAAAUAGCCAAGAGUAGCCAUCAAUUAAAUGACGUGAAGGAGGGUCAGCCAUCCUAACGAGCUGCUUCUUGCACCUGCUUCCUUCCCAGGUUCCAAAAUGCUGAGCAAUAUUUUAGAGGGAUUCAAUCAGAAGCUUUUAAGCCUAAGUAGUGAUGUUUGAUAACUCACAACUUAGAUUUCCUUUAAUGUGUAAGCCAUAUUCUCUAUGCAUAUUUAGUAUGCAUCAUUGUAAUUUAAGAUAUAUUUGUGUGGAGACUGUAUAAAAUGCUUUAAAAUGUCCUGUGAAUGAGUUUCUUAACAUUAGUAUCAUCUGAAUCUUGUGCAGAGCACAGCUAAAUCAUCGAAAUGUAUCUUAGGCAUUACAAUGCAAUUAAUAUUUUAAAUGUCAGCAGUAAAGACUGAUCUAUAAUAAUGUGUUAGGGAAAAAUUUAUAGAAAUGUACAUCACAGUGACUUUUGUCCUUUAAAAUGGACUUUUUAUUUCUAUUUAUGGAGAAUCUGUAACUACUGCUUUUAAUGUCUUUUUAAAAAUGAUAUAUUUACCACUUAGAAAAUAUUCUUCAUUUAAAGUAGAAUCUGACUGUCUAAGAAAUCUAAUUACUACUGUUAUUAAUUGAGCCAGUUGUCGUUCAGUAAAUCUAGACUCUUCGGGGAGGAGCAAAUUGACACUGCUUCUCUCAUGGUUUAGGAAACAUAUCCACUUUUCCUUUGAUCUCUAUGCUUUGUUAAUAAAAAUGGAGAAGUACAUUUCAAUUUCUGUGUAUGGGUCUUAGCCUAAGUUUUCAGGUUACAUGACUUCUGAAGCCCUGUGGUUAACCUUGCAGAAGGAAUCGAGGAGGCCCCACUUCUUCAGCCUGUCACACUGCCUGGCACACUUACUCUUCUCCCAUGUCCCUUUGUUUUCUUGCUAUCUCUCAGAGCCCCCAUGGCUCUCCUAAGUUUUCCUUUUUAUUUUCCAUGCUCCUUUUUUCUUUUUUCUCUCUGUAUAACAGCUCCUAUUUGGCAGCUCUGAUUGGCAGGAGUCAGACUGGAGGUCACUUGUGUGUGUCCUUCUGCAGAAUUUAGUGUGUAAGUCCACGCUGAAGGCAGGACUAACGAUGUAGGCUACUGCACCUGCUUUGCAUUUUUACUCACAGCUACCCAACACAUAUAUCUUGUUAGUUCAUAGGUCUUCUCAUUUAACCAGAAUGUCCUUUAAUUUUUAACAUGACAAAUUACAAUUUUUGUGUUUUUAUUAUGCUGUAAUUCUCUGUAUUUCCUAUUAUAUAUGAUUGCUAAAUAAAUCUAUUUGAUGGAAA
Molecule: messenger RNA, 4520 nt
Organism: Nannospalax galili (Upper Galilee mountains blind mole rat)
Lineage: Eukaryota; Metazoa; Chordata; Mammalia; Rodentia; Spalacidae
Gene: Pde1a
Product: phosphodiesterase 1A
Exons: 15
Coding region: 419-2008 (529 amino acids)
Biological process (GO): signal transduction
Molecular function (GO): 3',5'-cyclic-nucleotide phosphodiesterase activity
Source: RefSeq, a predicted model, not a curated record